AUGCAUCAGAGUCUUGACACGAACGGUGGCAUGGAUCCCGGCUCGGCGUAUGGCGGCUCCAAAAUGUCGCUCGUGCCUCCGAAUACCGACAUGGCCCACGAAAUAGACGCGGCAUCUUUCAUGGACGAUGGGUUUGCGGGCCCCGUAAUCGACAUGGUGAUGGACGACAUGGUCAAUUUCAACCCGGUACACAGCUACUUUCAGGACAUGGACUUUUCCUCGUGGGAUCUGAACUUCGACGCUAUAACCAUCCCACAGCCCGAGAUCAACCAAUCUCCCGAGUCUACUACAACCAGCCGGUCAAAGUCGAACGCGCGCAACGCUUCAAAGGCGCACGCCGCCUUUAAACGGUCGCCCUGGCUGUGGGAGCCAGGCCCGAAGGAUUACGCGCUUCACUACGCAACCCCCCAAGACAAAGAACGGCUUGUCCUGGACGAUGGUACCUUUGCGAACUCUCCCGCUUUCUAUAAACUUAUCACCACCCCGGGGACCAAGCUCAAAAUGACGUCCUCGUCGAGAGACAGUCUUUUGGCCAUGGUGGUGGCUAGCACAGUGCAGAAGGGCAACCGUACCCGCACUCCGUCCUUCCCGUCCCUGGAUCUCCUGAAUCAUCUCGUCCAGGCUCAUUUCAUUCAUGACGAGCAUCAGAGCGAUAGCUGGAUUCACCUAGCGACCUUUGACGCUGCAGAGGCGAUACCUGAGCUGCUCGCUGGUAUACUAUCGAGUGGUGCGACUUAUAUAUCCAUCCCAGCGGUUUGGCAAUUUGGUUUCUCGCUCCAUGAAGUCCUGCGGCUCGGGCUAGCUGAUUUGUUCGAGAGCUCGAAUUCCUCCACCCGAGAUCUCGGCGCGCUCCAGGGCUUCAUGCUCAGCCUGGACAUAGGCAUUUGGAGCGGAUUCAAGAGAAAGAUGGAGAUAGCAGAAAGCUUCUUGCAACCUAUCAUGACCAUGCUCAGACGCGCUGGUAACUUCUCGGCCCCACCAGACUCGUCAGCAAUCAUUCCGACGCUCGCCGACCCUCCCGACGUGCUGGAUUCAAAGUGGCGCAAAUUUGCCAAACGCGAGUCCUACAAGCGGCUCGUGUUGCACAUGUUCUUUCACGACAUACAAUCAUCCAUCGGGUUUUGCAAGAAUCCGCUGAUGUCAUAUACCGAGCUCAACUUCGGUCUUCCAGCCUCCCGAGAUUUGUGGCGAGCCCGGUCUGCGGAGCAAUGGAGAAACCUGUACUUGGCCAAAACGAAUGCUGCACCAGACAGCCCUAUCCCUCGGGUGUCGGAAAUAAUGCAUUGCACCGAAAUCCUAGACGAUUUCGGGCAGUUGGUCGACACGGAACUUUGCUACAUGGCUUUACUACAUGGAUACUGGGGCCAGAUAUCGGCAUACCGCGAGGCCAUCAAAUUCUACGCGGACGGGAUCUCGAGCAAGAGAAACACGACGCACUGCCUCUGGCUCAAGACACAGUAUCAAGAGCUGUAUCGCGACCUCAACGACUUUUCGACCAUGAUCCUUACUUCUAAACGGCCAACAGCUCAGCUUGCAGUCAUGUCGGAGGUCCUCAUGAUGCUCCUCCACGUUUCUCCCGAUGUUCUCCAAACGUUUGCGGGCAAGGCAGGAGAGGACGAGGCUCGCAGGACUUUUGGCCGUCUGGAAGAGAGCUGGGUGACGACAUCCGAAGCCCGCUACGCCAUCUGGCAUGCUGGCCAGAUCUUCCAUCACGCGCGACAACUGCCGCCCGUUUCCCUUCGCGAGUUCAACGCCAUCGCAGUGUAUUUUGCGUGUCUCACCCUUUGGGCAUAUGGCCUGCUGUCAUGCUCUUUAUCCAGGCAAAGCUCAGACCAGGAAAUGGGCAACGGCACGGGCCGCAAGUCCAAUCCGGAAUAUAUUCUCAUGGACUCGGAAGAAAACCGCGAGACGAGGGCUUUCCUACAGCUGAAUCGCGGCGUGCCUGGGCUAACGCUGAACGGGGACCCCGCCGACGGCGUAGAGUCGCUAUCUAACCCGAACGUGGUGUUGUCCGUUGCAAGGGACAUCCUGCGGAAUAAUUUCCCUGUUGUCUCGGAGCCGCUGCCACCUCUUGUCGAGAGCUUGAAGAGACUUCUGCAAGACCUGGGCUCCGGAGCAGCGGGGAGGCCGUCGAGGGCGGUGAGCGAAGACAACUCCCACGUCUGA
Messenger RNA from Colletotrichum higginsianum IMI 349063, 2166 nucleotides. Its product is annotated as C6 transcription factor. Gene Ontology annotation, molecular function: zinc ion binding; DNA binding. NCBI's taxonomy places the organism in Eukaryota, Fungi, Ascomycota, Sordariomycetes, Glomerellales, Glomerellaceae. Bases 1 to 2166 code for a protein of 721 amino acids. The record is from RefSeq and is a predicted model, not a curated record. The transcript is spliced from 2 exons. Gene Ontology annotation, biological process: DNA-templated transcription.